AUGCAGAGUCAGGCAAAAGGCACUGAGAGAUCGACCCUCGAGAACUCUCCUUUCGGCGUCCGACGCGGAAGCCUGCAGACCCUCUGGAGUCUCCCCUACUGUUUAGAAGACGAUUACUUCACACACGCACACGCUUCCGCGGCAAGAGCAAACCAACUGGCAAUCACCAGCAGAAGGGGGUACAAUCAACAGCACUCAGGUGCUGCCAUAGCAGCUGCUCCUUCGCGUGGCUCUGCUACGUUGGGAGAGUUCAACGAGGACCUUCGAAGAGCAGCAACAGCAGCAGAAAGAUGUGAGACUGAAGGUGCCCUUUCUUCGAUGUCAAAUGAUGAAACUGCGGCAGCCGAUAGAGCACGUGCGGCAGCAGAUUACAUGGUUGCAGCAGAUAAAGGCACAACAGCAGCACGCCAGCAGCAGGAGCAGCAGCAGAUACCACAUCAGCAGCAGGAGCAGAUAAUACAUCAACAGCAGCAGCAGAUAUCACGCCAGCAGCACAGCUGCACUUCAGCAGCAGAUGAUCCCGCAGAUGUGGCAGCAAAUGACACAAUUCCAGCAGACGGAAACACAUGUGAUGCAGCAGAUACCGCAGCUGCAGCAGGAGAUGGCAUAGGUGCACCAUCAGAACACAUGGUUACAGUACACGAAUGCUCAUCAGCAGCGGCGACUUGUACAGCUACAGCAGCAGGUGACGAUAUAGCUGCACCAGCCGACGGCAGAUUCACAGCUUCGGACGCCACCGAUGCGACAGAAGAUGCAGGUGACACUGCUGCCGCCGCACCAACAAGCACGCUUACAGCAGCAGCAGCAGCAAGGGAAAACAGUUCACAAGCAGAUGACAGCACACACGUGCUUGCAGAUGACUCUGCCCCUCUUACUGCAGGGGCUGACAAGACGGCAGCGCCACAUGCCCAUGCAGGAGAAGCGCCUUGCAAAGCAAAGGAGCACAACAAGACAACGGCAUUAACUCAAACAGCUUCUACGGCAGCAGCAGUUGCCGACAGACUUGUAGAUGCAGGAGAAAGUGCGUGCCAGUCGAACAGCACGGCAGCACAUACCCUUCGGGAGCAGGUUAAUGUUGCACUGCACGCCCUCUCGUUUUCUGCAGCUUCAGAUGUCGCUGCGGCAACUGGAGGUGCUGUGUCAGCAGGGCAUGCGCCAGCAGAAAAAGCAGCAUCCGUACCGUCAAGCUUUGAAAAUGCUGGCGGCAGUGGCAGCCCUCAUGAGCCUUUCUCGACUUUAUCUGUUGCUGAGGCGUUGCAGCAACGGCAGCAGCAGCAACUGCAGCAGCAGCAGACACCAGCACAAGAGGAACAGUUGCGACAAAGCGUGCAGCAAGUGCACCACAACCACCCCACUGCGCCCCUCCCGCCAUGCGAAGAUGAAGGACGAGCAGCAACUGCUGAGCCCCCAACAGUUACAAGAUCAGGAAAUAGAGCGCGAUGUGUGCCGCCUCCAUCGGGCAGAGGAAAAGUUGUGGCUGCAUCACCAGAGUCGGCAGCAGCAGCAGCGCUGGUCCUGGCAGAAUUUGCUGCACCUGCGUUUGCAUCCGGAAGCUCCUUUGGGGGUUGUACCGCCUGCUCUCCCUUUCUGUGUUCAGUGUGGCUUGAGCCUCUCCCAGGAAGCCCUCAGGGAGGAGCAACAGCAGCACCUGCUGCUGCAACAGAUGGCAUUUUACCGGUUUCAACUGCAGGCAUACCUCGAAAACUAUCACGGCCCCUUUACAGUAAACCAGCAGGUACAGAUAGAACAGCACGUAUUUAUGAGGCUGAAAGUGGAAGGCAACAGGCAGUAAGAGAAACAAAUAAUAGACAAGUAAAUGCAGCCACAGAAUGCUAA
This is a messenger RNA of Cyclospora cayetanensis, 1836 nucleotides long. RefSeq names its product AF4/FMR2 family member 4-like. Lineage: Eukaryota; Apicomplexa; Conoidasida; Eucoccidiorida; Eimeriidae. Bases 1 to 1836 code for a protein of 611 amino acids. The record is from RefSeq and is a predicted model, not a curated record. The transcript is spliced from 10 exons.